AUGACUGUUGUGUCCCGUGAGAACCUGGACGAGACUGUGGUAGUUUCUCCCCUGUACCAAGAUGAUUGCGACGUGGAGCGAGGCGAUCAGGAGUGCAGCGAGAGGGUUGUCAUCAACAUCUCCGGGCUGCGCUUCGAAACACAACUGAAGACCCUCUCGCGCUUUCCCACCACGCUCUUGGGAGACCCGCGUAAAAGGAUGCGCUUUUUCGAUCCGUUGAGAAAUGAGUACUUUUUUGACAGGAAUAGACCCAGCUUUGAUGCUAUCCUUUAUUAUUACCAGUCUGGAGGAAGGCUUAGGAGACCUGUCAACGUUACCAUGGACAUUUUCAUGGAAGAAAUGAAAUUUUAUGAAAUUGAAGAUGAGGCCAUAGAGAUGUUCAAAGAAGAUGAAGGUAUGAUCAUAGAGGUGGAACGUCCGAUGCCUGACAACGAGUUUCAGCGCCAGAUGUGGUUGUUAUUUGAGUACCCGGAGAGCUCAGGGCCUGCCCGGAUGAUCGCUGUCGUAUCAGUCAGUGUGAUUUUGAUAUCCAUUGUGAUAUUCUGUCUAGAGACUUUGCCACAGUUCAGGGAAGAUACCAGCGCAGGCCUACCAUUCAGUAAUCACCUCACCACGAAUGGGACUACUGUCCAUAGAAAACCCAAUCCAUUCACAGAUCCGUUUUUCAUGGUGGAGACACUUUGCAUCGUGUGGUUUUCCUUUGAGUUUCUCAUGAGGUUUUUAUCGUGCCCGUGCAAACCGGCUUUUUUCAAAAACGCAAUGAACUCCAUCGAUAUCUUAGCGAUUGCACCUUAUUUCAUAACCCUUGGCCUUGAACUCGCAGAGCUACAGGGAGCAGGAAGCGAGCAGGCCAUGUCGUUAGCCAUACUCAGAGUCAUCCGUUUGGUUCGAGUCUUCAGGAUUUUUAAACUUUCCAGGCACUCCAAGGGGCUCCAAAUUCUGGGCCAGACACUCCACGCCAGCAUCAGCGAACUCGGGCUUUUGAUAUUCUUUCUUCUCAUAGGGGUUAUUCUGUUUUCCAGCGCUGUUUAUUUUGCAGAGGCAGACGACCCUGAAUCGGGAUUCUCAAGUAUCCCCGCCGCUUUCUGGUGGGCAGUGGUGUCCAUGACUACGGUUGGAUAUGGAGACAUGUGCCCGGUUACAAUUGGUGGCAAAAUAGUGGGAUCUAUGUGUGCCAUCGCAGGAGUGCUGACCAUUGCCCUACCUGUCCCUGUCAUCGUGUCCAAUUUUAACUAUUUCUAUCACAGAGAGCGUAAUGACGAGGAAACCGCCGUGUAUACCCACGUGACUUGUGGUCAACAGAACGCUUCAUUUGGAGAAUUCAAAUCGACCAGCGACAGCAAACAGUCCCUCACCAAAUCAGAGUACAUGGAAGAGGAUUCUUGCGAGACUAUCAGAUUAACAAACUUCAACCCAUUUGAACAGUACACUGGCAAGCUGACGGAUGUAUGAAAACAAGCAUCGGCCUAGUUGAGCAGAAAAACCUGUCUUGGUGAGCAGACGACCUGUGUAGUUUAUUACGCGCGCUUUUACGCACGCUGUUAGUUGGCAUGUAAUCUUCAAAUAUCUUGAAUUAAUUUGUUGGAUACCCACAGUAGGUUUAUAGCUUCAUUAGAGUAAUCUCAGGUCAGUGCGAGGCCUAUGUGCAUGUUUGAAUAAUUGCGCGCGUUUUUACUCACGCUAUUACGCACAGUGUUUGUUGGCAUAUAAUCUUAAAAUAACUUAAAUUAAUUUGUUUGACACCUUCAGUAGGCAUAUAGCUGUUUAGAACUGCGUUGCUUUUGGAUAGCCUAUAGAAUUUCUGAACUCGGAGCGCCACUGUGUGGUUGAAAUGCAGUCGUGCAGCAGACGCUUUCAAGGUAAAACAUUCUAAUCGCUAUUUAGGUUAUCUGGACAGUGUGCAAGACAUUGCUGAUGAUGAAAGUGUGUGUAUUAUUUACUAUAUUGACUGUACAUGAAUUGUCCCUAAAAAGCUUGUUAGAAACAUUUUGGACUGAAGUGAUGGAAUACCACCGCACACAAAAAAGCAUGAUCUUCUUUCUACUUGCAGGGGACAAGAUCAAAGACCCUUGCCUUUCUGUUCCACUUGAAACGAAAUACGAUUCCAUAUAUAUUUGUAACUGGAAAAGUCAAGAUAUUGAACAAACAUCACACGCUUGUCCCAUUAACUACUGGCCAGCAAUGUGAGAUGACAGGUGCUGCUACAUCAUCAAAUGGAGAGCCCCCUGAACAAACUACACUUUUGGAAAAUAGUCUUUGGAAUAGUCUUUGGAAAAUAGAUACUUUUCUUUUUAACUCAAUGAACCUUUCAAUGUACUUUGCAAUGUAUUCAAUUAACUGAAAUGACUACUGUGUAGAUAUCCUGUAAUGUAUUGUUGUAAAUAUGCCUAUAUUGUAAAUGCUAUCCUUAUGUUCUCAGCUCAGAAUCUUAAUGCAAACAUGCCUUGCUCUGCGUGCCCUUAUGUGGAAGAUUUUGAAGGAACUAUUUGUGUAGUCCUUUAUUUUAUAUAACUAUUUAUUGUACAAAAAUGCAGAUUUAGCUGUAAACGGUCCUUGGGAAUUAAUCACUGGUCUUAAAAUAACUUGCCCAUAGGAAUCUAAUUAUGUCUGCAUUUUAGGAGAAAUCAAUUGUACUCUAAAAUGUUAAUGAAAUAUCUAUUUAUAUUUUUCUAAGAUUGUAAAAUUGUAUGUGAACUUUUGAACUAUAUUUUUUAAAUAAAUAAAUGCUUAUUAUUUUGCUAUCAUAUUUAUUACAGAUCCUCCCAACGAGAGUGAAUGUUUGGUCAUAUUAUAGAGUGGGAUGGGAGUGUCCUUAACUAGUUAAUAUGGCAACAGACUGCAUUAACUUAAUCGAAGGCAGACAGUGAUAUAUUAAGUGUAUAAUAUCAAUACAAUAGGCCCAUUUGCAGCACCGGCUAGCAGCACAUUUUAGCAGAUUAAACUAAGCAGAGAGAGAGAGAGGUGGGAGGGGGAGGGAGGGAGAGGGAGGGAGGGAAGGAGAGAGAGUCUUCUCAUUCUUUGUUGAUUUCAAAAAAGCAUUUGACUCAAUUUGGCAUGAGGGUCUGCUAUACAAAUUGAUGGAAAGCGGUGUUGGGGGAAAAACAUACGACAUUAUAAAAUCCAUGUACACAAAUAACAAGUGUGCAGUUAAAAGUGGCAAAACACACAAACAUUUCUUUCCACAGGGCCGUGGGGUGAGACAGGGAUGCAGCUUGAGCCCCACCCUCUUCAACAUACAGUGGGGAAAAAAAGUAUUUAGUCAGCCACCAAUCGUGCAAGUUCUCCCACUUAAAAAGAUGAGAGAGGCCUGUAAUUUUCAUCAUAGGUACACGUCAACUAUGACAGACAAAUUGAGGAAAAAAAAUCCAGAAAAUCACAUUGUAGGAUUUUUAAUGAAUUUAUUUGCAAAUUAUGGUGGAAAAUAAUUAUUUGGUCACCUACAAACAAGCAAGAUUUCUGGCUCUCACAGACCUGUAACUUCUUCUUUAAGAGGCUCCUCUGUCCUCCACUCGUUACCCGUAUUAAUGGCACCUGUUUGAACUUGUUAUCAGUAUAAAAGACACCUGUCUACAACCUCAAACAGUCACACUCCAAACUCCACUAUGGCCAAGACCAAAGAGCUGUCAAAGGACACCAGAAACAAAAUUGUAGACCUGCACCAGGCUGGGAAGACUGAAUCUGCAAUAGGUAAGCAGCUUGGUUUGAAGAAAUCAACUGUGGUUGCAAUUAUUAGGAAAUGGAAGACAUACAAGACCACUGAUAAUCUCCCUCGAUCUGGGGCUCCACGCAAGAUCUCACCCUGUGGGGUCAAAAUGAUCACAAGAACGGUGAGCAAAAAUCCCAGAACCACACGGGGGGACCUAGUGAAUGACCUGCAGAGAGCUGGGACCAAAGUAACAAAGCCUACCAUCAGUAACACACUACGCUGCCAGGGACUCAAAUCCUGCAGUGCCAGACGUGUCCCCCUGCUUAAGCCAGUACAUGUCCAGGCCCGUCUGAAGUUUGCUAGAGUGCAUUUGGAUGAUCCAGAAGAGGAUUGGGAGAAUGUCAUAUGGUCAGAUGAAACCAAAAUAGAACUUUUUGGUAAAAACUCAACUCGUCGUGUUUGGAGGACAAAGAAUGCUGAGUUGCAUCCAAAGAACACCAUACCUACUGUGAAGCAUGGGGGUGGAAACAUCAUGCUUUGGGGCUGUUUUUCUGCAAAGGGACCAGGACGACUGAUCCGUGUAAAGGAAAGAAUGAAUAGGGCCAUGUAUCGUGAGAUUUUGAGUGAAAACCUCCUUCCAUCAGCAAGGGCAUUGAAGAUGAAACGUGGCUGGGUCUUUCAGCAUGACAAUAAUCCCAAACACACCGCCCGGGCAACGAAGGAGUGGCUUCGUAAGAAGCAUUUCAAGGUCCUGGAGUGGCCUAGCCAGUCUCCAGAUCUCAACCCCAUAGAAAAUCUUUGGAGGGAGUUGAAAGUCUGUGUUGCCCAGCGACAGCCCCAAAACAUCACUGCUCUAAAGGAGAUCUGCAUGGAGGAAUGGGCCAAAAUACCAGCAACAGUGUGUGAAAACCUUGUGAAGACUUACAGAAAACGUUUGACCUGUGUCAUUGCCAACAAAUGGUAUAUAAUAAAGUAUUGAGAAACUUUUGUUAUUGACCAAAUACUUAUUUUCCACCAUAAUUUGCAAAUAAAUUCAUUAAAAAUCCUACAAUGUGAUUUUCUGGAUUUUUUUUUCUCAUUUUGUCUGUCAUAGUUGACGUGUACCUAUGAUGAAAAUUACAGGCCUCUCUCAUCUUUUUAAGUGGGAGAACUUGCACAAUUGGUGGCUGACUAAAUACUUUUUUUCCCCACUGUAUAUAUCAACGAAUUGGCGAGGGCACUAGAACAGUCUGCAGCACCCGGCCUCACCCUACUAGAAUCUGAAGUCAAAUGUCUACUGUUUUCUGAUGAUCUUGUGCUUCUGUCCCCAACCAAGGAGGGCCUACAGCAGCACCUAGAUCUUCUGCACAGAUUCUGUCAGACCUGGGCCCUGAUGGUAAAUCUUAGUAAGAAAAAUAUAAUGGUGUUCCAAAAAAGGUCCAGUUGCCAGGACCACAAAUACAAAUUACAUCUAGACACUGUUGCCCUAGGGCACACAAAAAACGAUACAUACCUCGGCUUAAACAUCAGCGCCACAGGUAACUUCCACAAGGGCCUUCUACGCCAUCAAAAGGAACAUAAAAUUCUACAUACCAAUUAGGAUUUGGCAAAAAAUACUUGAAUCAGUUAUGGAACCCAUUGCCCUUGAUGGUUGUGAGGUCUGGGGUCCGCUCACCAACCAAUAAUUCACAAAAUGGGACAAACAUCAAAUUGAGACUGCAUGCAGAAUUCUGCAAAAAUAUCCUCUGUGUACAAUGUAAAACACUAAACAAUGCAUGCAGAGCAGAAUUAGGCCGAUACCCGCUAAUUAUCAAAAUCCAGAAAAGAGCAAUUAAAUUCUACAACCACCUAAAAGGAAGCGAUUCACAAACCUUCCAUAACAAAGCCAUCACCUACAGAGAUAUGAACCUGGAGAAGAGUCUCCUAAGUAAGCUGGUCCUGGGGCACAGAGCCCCAGGACAGCAACACAAUUAGACCCAACUAAAUCAUGAGAAAACAAAAAAUAAUUACUUGACACAUUGGAAAGAUUUAACAAAAAAACAGAGCAAACUAGAAUGCUAUUUUGCCCUAAACAGAGAGUACACAGUGGCAGAAUACCUGACCACUGUGACUGACCCAAAAUCAAGGAAAGCUUUGACUAUGUACAGACUCAGUGAGCAUAGCCUUGCUAUUGAGAGAGGCCGCUGUAGGCAGACCUGGCUCUCAAAGAAGACAGGCUAUGUGCACACUGCCCACAAAAUGAGGUGGAAACUGAGCUGCACUUCCUAACCUCUUGACAAAUGUAUGACCAUAUUAGAGACACAUAUUUCCCUCAGAUUACACAGACCAACAAAUAAUUUGAAAACAAAUCCAAUUUUGAUAAACUCCCAUAUCUAUUGGGUGAAAUACCACAGUGUGCCAUCACAGCAGCAAUAUUUGUGACCUGUUGUCACAAAAAAAGGACAACCAGUGAAGAACAAACACCAUUGUAAAUACAACCCAUGUUUACGUUUAUUUGAUUUCCCUUUUGUACUUUAACUAUUUGCACAUUGUUACAACACUGUAUAUAGACAUAAUAUGACAUUUGAAAUGUCUUUAUUUAUUUGGAACUUUUGUGAGUGUAAUCUUUACUGUUAAUUUUAUAUUGUUUAUUUCACUCUUGUUUAUUAUCUAUUUCACUUGUUUUGGCAAUGUAAACAAACAUAUGUUUCCCAUGCCAUUAAAGCCCAUUGAAUUAAAUUGAGAGAUAGAGCGAGAGAGAGAUCCUGAGGAUGGGGAGUAGUAUAAAGGAACACCUUUAAGUUGGCUUCCCGCUCUGUAACAUUACUAAUGGAUUUGGAGUGUUUAGCACAACAGUACCUAGAUAGCUGAGCUUUAGAGUGAGUGGGCUCGAUCCCUGCAAUUGCUCACAGUUCGAUUCUCAUGUGUCACGUAGAGUAAUGCUGUUCUCAGAUGUGCACUUUGUGCUUCAUAACAACCACAAGAUAAGCUGUAAUACAAUGUAUUAUGCAUGUGUCUGAUCAUGUAAUACUAUGCAAUUGAUUAGGUAAUAUCAUGGAGAGUGUGUUAUGGAGAUGUGUUGUGCAGAGAGGGAGGGUUGGGAAUAUGAACGAUUUCUUAUUAAUGAUAUUCGAGCUCACUCCAAUUGAUGUUUUCCUUAAUGUCUAUCAAUUAUAUUUUUAGAAUUUGAUAUGUCAAUUAGAUCAAUUUUAAAGACACACAACAAAAGACAGUUGCAUAACAUCCUCGAGGAUGACGCGAAAAAGUUAGUUAUUUGCUUAUAUAUGAUCAGACAACUCCUAACAUUCACUCACGCAGCCCAUCUAAAAAAAAGUAUUUGAAUGAACUCACUGCAACUUGACUCAGAUUUAUCUUAACAUGCCUGUUUUCAAUUCGUCCUAUUGAUUAGAUUGACAGUAACAACAACAACAGAACAUUGGUGGUCAGUAUCAUAAUCGAGCGCGCUCUGUUCGGAAACGCGCUGCUCGCGACCGCUGUCCAUGGUGCUGAAAUUGUCUUUCCGGUCAGUGGCCACACAGAAUUUAGCUAAGAGGAGAGUAUGAACAACUGCGAAGUUGAGAGAGAAACAUGAAAACUGUAUGAAUGAAUUACUGUAGUUUAAGUUAUAACAUAUCAAUUUAUCUGUAGCUUAUCAUUAGGACCAUUGUUGAGUGGUUGGGAAAUAAUUAUUAAGGUACUGGCUGGCUCAUAACCCUUCCUUCAGAAGAGCAGAUAUUGCGCCAAUGCUGGCACACACAAUGCUGUUGCUUUUGUGGUGUAGAGAGAACUCGUGGCAGGAUGCUUUAGUAUAGCCGGUCUGCAUUGCGUCGAGCUUCUCUCUCUCUCUCUCUCUCUCUCUCUCUCUCUCUCUCUCUCUCUCUCUCUCUCUCUCUCUCUCUCUCUCUCUCUCUCUCUCUCUCUCUCUCUCUCUCUCUCUCUCUCUCUCUCUCUCUCUCUAAUACACACACCCUCUCCACCUCCACUCUCCUUGCAUGUGAAAUACCUAACAACAAUAUGCUGAACCAUUAUUAAGAAAUGAUUCUCUCUUCACAUAAUCGAUUCCUCCCUCUAUUUAAGCACCUCCAGUCUCCAUCCCCUCUUAACAGUGUGCCUGCUCGAGGUAAAACACAUCCUAGAAUGCCCGUCAUCUUGUCUAGGCUACUCGUAACAGGACAAUUUUGCUGAUGCGGUAAUGUCUGAAAAUGGCAAGGGUUCGCUUACUGCCCCUUAAUGUAUCUCCCCCCUGAAUUGCAGAAUAAGAAUUUAUCCUGCGGUAUAAGCAGUUCAAUCCGAAGUACCCCUACCGCACAACCGGCUACAGACGUUGCGGCUUACAUUUAGUUUUUCUGUUUUUCCAUCUUCACGUUUCUCCUCUGACUCCAGCGUGAUUUUACAUCGAAUGUCAAGAAGAGGCGACAGGAUCAAGAUGUAGACAAAUAAGUCAUUUAAGUUAUCCGAUACGAACGGCUCAGACAGUGAUGUCUUGAGUGUGUUAGCCCACCAGGUCGAUCUCACUCUGCACAGAGGAAAGCUCCAAUGUGUUGCGGUGGGGUUCAACGUAAAGUGUUAAUGUAUUAACACAUGACAACAACUCUCCGGAUGUCCUGGCUGUCCUAGCGUUGAAUGACUGUGCUUAGUCGCGGACAAGACGCAUUCCUUCAGGAUUCCUUCACGAUCAUCCUGAGGUAAGCCUUGAAAUUGGUGCACUCUGUCUGUCUGUAAUUUGAGGGUUUGGGGGGAAUACUUCCAAGGCUAUUGUUAUCUAUUACUACUAGGCCAUUCAGACUGUGACAGUAAGGCUAAAUUGAUGUUGUUUUCUAUAUUACUUUUAUUGCAUUUAACACUUCCUUAUUUGCGUGAGGCAAGUUUCAAACAGUGUUAUGCGACAAAACAUGCAUAUAAAGUGGUGCAAUUAUAUUACAUUUACCCUGUCAAUUAUAAUAUGCAUAGUCGAUUGCUUUAUGUUUAGCUUAUCACCGAUAAAACAAUAUAGUUUGCCCCUUUAAACGCUGAUAAAUAAACAGACAGGAAAUGUAGCCGAGAGAGGCUAAAUAAAUAAAUAAAUGGCAGAAAUCGCUGAGCCAGCAUAUAUCUCCACUGCUCCUUAGAUCCAUUAUUUUCUCUUUUUUUUCUAUGACUGAUGACAGAGGCAUCAGCAGCAGCAGAUGCAGCGGAGAGCAGCAAUGGUCGAGUCAGCCAGAACCGCAGUGGAGCCGCACUGAGGCAAAGCAAGCUACCCCCCUAUCUGGGGACUAGAACAAGAAAUAGGGGGAGAAGAAGAAGAGUGGAGAAGGAAAUUGUACCCUGCCAAAACCUGAAUGCCGCCUGUUCAAUCAGAUUAACCGGACAACCGGAAUUCCACAACUCCUGCUGCAACAGAGCUCCCGAAUUCGAGCUACAAGAUGACCGUAGUGGCAGGAGAUAACAUGGACGAGACCGUGGCGGUGCCGGGGCACCCGCAGGACGCGUACCCCCUCGACCACGAAGACCACGACUGCUGUGAGAGGGUGGUCAUCAACAUAGCGGGGAUGCGGUUCGAGACUCAGCUCAAAACUCUCUCCCAGUUCCCCGAGACAUUGCUAGGCAACCCCAAGAAGAGGAUGCGCUACUUUGACCACCUGAGAAACGAGUAUUUCUUUGAUAGAAACCGUCCCAGUUUCGAUGCCAUCCUGUACUAUUACCAGUCUGGGGGUAGGCUGAGAAGGCCCGUCAACGUCCCAUUGGAUAUGUUCUCGGAAGAGAUAAAGUUUUAUGAGUUGGGAGUGGAUGCCAUGGAGAAAUUCCGUGAGGAUGAGGGCUUCGUCAGGGAGGAAGAACGUCCUUUACCUGAAAAGGAGUUCCAGCGUCAGAUCUGGCUGCUUUUUGAGCACCCAGAGAGCUCGGGUCCAGCCAGAGGGAUUGCUAUAGUAUCUGUAAUGGUAAUUCUGAUUUCUAUAGUCAUAUUUUGUUUAGAGACUUUACCUGACUUGAAAGAAGACCCUAAGGGUCGGUUUAAGACUGUAGGGAACCAUACUUUUUACUACAAACCAAACAUCCUAACCGACCCCUUCUUCAUUAUUGAAACUCUUUGCAUUAUCUGGUUCUCGUUUGAGUUGAUAGUGCGUUUUUUCGCGUGUCCAAGCAAGGCGGUCUUCUCCAAAAACAUGAUGAACAUCAUCGAUAUAGUGGCCAUCAUCCCUUACUUCAUCACACUGGGCACGGAGCUGGCUGAGGACCCCGAAGACCAGGACGAGGGCAUGGGGGAGCAGGCAACAUCUCUGGCCAUCCUCAGGGUGAUCCGUCUGGUCAGAGUGUUUAGAAUCUUCAAGCUGUCACGACACUCCAAAGGAUUGCAGAUCCUGGGACAGACCCUCAAGGCCAGUAUGCGUGAGCUCGGAUUGCUGAUCUUCUUCCUCUUCAUUGGAGUCAUCCUGUUCUCCAGCGCGGUGUACUUCGCAGAGGCCGAGGAGAAAGGGUCGUACUUCGGCAGCAUCCCAGAAGCCUUUUGGUGGGCCGUGGUAUCUAUGACAACUGUGGGCUAUGGGGACAUGGUGCCUGUCACUAUAGGGGGUAAGAUAGUGGGCUCCCUUUGCGCCAUAGCUGGUGUGUUGACGAUUGCGCUCCCAGUGCCUGUCAUUGUGUCAAACUUCAACUACUUCUACCAUAGGGAGACCGAGGGAGAGGAGCAGGCCCAACUCUUAAACGUUAGUGAACCAAACAUUAGUGAAAGCAACUCUAGUCGCCGUAGCUCGUCCACUGUCAGCAAAUCAGAGUACAUGGAGAUUGAUGGAGAUAUAAAUAAUAGCAUCGACAACUUUAGAGAGGCAAACCUCAGAACUGGCAAUUGCACUAUAGCCAACCAAAACUGUGUAAAUAAAAGCAAGCUGCUUACAGAUGUGUAG
This is a messenger RNA of Coregonus sp. 'balchen', 10485 nucleotides long. The record is from the annotation of a GenBank genome assembly. Lineage: Eukaryota; Metazoa; Chordata; Actinopteri; Salmoniformes; Salmonidae.